This is a messenger RNA of Neospora caninum, 1797 nucleotides long. Its product is annotated as pc21g17280 protein, related. Gene Ontology annotation, molecular function: DNA-directed DNA polymerase activity. NCBI's taxonomy places the organism in Eukaryota, Apicomplexa, Conoidasida, Eucoccidiorida, Sarcocystidae. The transcript has 6 exons. Gene Ontology annotation, biological process: error-prone translesion synthesis; response to radiation. The coding region runs from base 1 to 1797 and encodes 598 amino acids. Gene Ontology annotation, cellular component: site of double-strand break; nucleus; replication fork. The record is from RefSeq and is a predicted model, not a curated record.
AUGCUUGCUCGCAGAGACACUCGGGACGCCAUCCCCGUGAUUGUCCACCUCGACUUGGACUGCUUCUACUGUCAGGUGGAGCACCGAAGACUGGGAAUCCCGGUCAGUGAGCCUCUCGUCGUGCGCCAGUGGAACCUCGCGAUUGCCGUCAACUACGCUGCACGCCGUCUGGGCAUCAAGCGAGGCGAUCUGUGCACCGUUCUCGAAAAAAAAUUUCCUCAACUCCACAUCAUUCACGUAGAAGUGUUUCAGGUCGGCAACGAAGACACCUCUUCCUCCUCCUCCUCUUUCUCCUCUUCCUCUUCUUCCUCUUCCUCAUCUUCGUCUUCCUCUUCUUCUUCCUCUUCACCUUCUUCUUCCGGCCACAACGCAGGUGUUGUCGGCAACUCUGCGGUUGUCGAAGCUCGCGGCCUCGGAACUGGGAGGGAGGAGGGAGAACAGGGAAGGUCUCGGGAAACUGCCUCCUCUUUCGCUCCUAGAAAGGAGACGAGGACGAACGGCGCUUUUCCUGCGCAGGCAUCCUGGCGUCCCGACACAGAGAAAGUGUCUCUCGAGAGAUAUCGCCUCGCCUCCGACGAGGUCUUGUCGCUCAUUGUGGAGCAGUAUUCCUCAGUUGAGCGUGCGUCUAUUGACGAAGUGUAUCUCGACCUCUCAAUUCCGGUAGCAGACGUCCUCUCACCUUUCUUUCAAAAACUCCAAACGUCGCGAGUUGCUCUCUCUUCUUCUCUUCCGUCUUCGCAUUCUCAUUGUUCUUCUGACGCUUCACAAGCGUGUGGGCCCCCGGCAGAGAAGCCACCCGCGGAAGAUGGAGGGGCGGGGAUUGACAGAACGGAAGACAGCUGCCUCGGCUCGUCGCUUUCCUCUCUUCGACGCGAACGCCGUGCUGGUGGCCAUACUGCGGAUCUGACCCUCCAAGCCACGCUUCUGCGCGACUGGCUCGAGGGCAAAGAAAGCAAUGAAGUGCGAACCGAACUGGGCGCCUUUCUCCCUGAGCUCCUGGACGACCAGGUGUACAUACACCUCGCAGCCGUGCCACGGACGAGGCCGCCAGCGAGCCCAACGCGGCCGCUGCAGGAGGGUGCGAAGAUCCUCGGUGGAAUCGACGACGGAAACCUCCCUCCUUCUCUUGUUCCGCGUCCCUCCACUUCGUCUCCUCCGGCCUCAUCCCUUUCUUCUCGUGCUGCUCCUUCGUCUUCUUCCUCGUCUUCUUUCUCGUCUUCUCUCCCGUCUUCUUUCUCGUCUUCUUCCUCGUCUUCUUCCUCGUCUUCUUCCUCGUCUUCUUCCUCGUCUUCUUCCUCGUCUUCUCUUCCUUCUGCCUCUGGAGAAGAGGCGUCGCGGCCGCCGGCCGGCCUGGGUGGGCCUUUGCCUCCGCGGGACGUCGACUUGCUCCUCGAUUUCUGCUGGGAAAAGAACGCGCGAACGCCGGGUUUUUCUCUCGAAGAUCUGCGGCUUCUCGUUGGCGGCGUCUUGUUGCACCGUCUGCGCAAGCUGAUCAAGCAGCGCUCGCAGUUCACCGUGAGUGGCGCCGUCGCGAAAAGCAAGUUUCUGGCCAAGACGGCUUCUGCAAAGUUCAAGCCGGAUCGGCAGGUGCUCGUCCCCUCCUCGCUGGCAGACGCUUUUCUCGGGCCUCUCGAGCUCCGCUCGCUCAAGGGGUUUCGCGGGAAGCGCGGCAAGCAGGUCGCGACAGCGUUCCCAGACGCGCCGCUCGUUCGCCAGCUCCGCGCCGUUCCCUUCGAGCUGCUGGCGGCAAAACUCGGCCGCGCAGAGGCGCGGUCGCUCUCCAACAUCCUCCGGUAA